Raphanus sativus (radish) is the source of this 875-nucleotide messenger RNA. RefSeq lists its product as uncharacterized. The record is from RefSeq and is a predicted model, not a curated record. Lineage: Eukaryota; Viridiplantae; Streptophyta; Magnoliopsida; Brassicales; Brassicaceae. Bases 34 to 858 code for a protein of 274 amino acids. The transcript has 3 exons.
CUCUGUGUUCUUGGCAGAAUUAAAGAUACCACCAUGAGUCAAACAAUGGAGGAGAAUGAGUGUUUCGAGAGUGAAAGCAAGAUAAGUUGGAUUUGGAGUAAGGCAGUAAGUGUUGGGAAGAAGGUUCUAACAGCUGGUGUUGUAGUUUCUUCAGCUCCACUCCUGAUUCCUCCACUUGUUGUCGCCUCCACCAUCGCCUUCAUCUCCUCUGUUCCUUUUUGUCUCUUCUUGGCUAACUACGCUUGCACUCAAAAGGUCAUGAGAACUCUUCUUCCUCCUAAUGAAGAAACAAGUGGAAUGGAGAAAGAUGAAUAUUCGUCUGAUGAGGACGUCAAGCUUGGUCAUGGUGCUAUAGGCAUGGCCGAAUUUGAUGAGGCGAAACCGGUUCUUAUAGAGAGUGAGGAAGAUGAGGAGAUGGCGAAAGAAUCAACGGGCAUGAUAGAGAAAAUCAGGGACGAGGGUAGAGCUGAAAAAGAACAAGAUGGUGAAAAUUCAGGAAAUUCCAAAUCAGAGAAGGUUCAAGAUCAGACUGGAAAGCAAGAAGAACCUAAGACUGGACAUGAAGGGGAGCUUGAGAGCAGUACAACUGAAGCUUCAACGGGAAAGGAAGAGGAAACAUCUUCUAACGAGGUGUACAGUGAGAAGAAAAUAUGGGAGAAGAUGGAAGAGGUGAGGAAGGUAGUAGGAUACAGUGUUGCAAGGAGUGCUACGUACGCAGAAGAGUUAAAGGCUCUUUAUGUUUUCACAGGCGUGGUCGAGCCUCCACAGUCGAGUUUGAUCAACCAGGAUAGUCAUGAUAUUGCAAAUGUUUGUGUUAGACUUCGCUUCCUUAUGUCUGUUAUUGGAAUAAAUAAAUAAACUAGUUUGAUGGUGUG